Molecule: messenger RNA, 2651 nt
Organism: Bufo gargarizans (Asiatic toad)
Lineage: Eukaryota; Metazoa; Chordata; Amphibia; Anura; Bufonidae
Gene: TTLL5
Product: tubulin tyrosine ligase like 5
Exons: 25
Coding region: 45-2651 (868 amino acids)
Biological process (GO): microtubule cytoskeleton organization; protein polyglutamylation
Cellular component (GO): cilium
Molecular function (GO): tubulin binding; tubulin-glutamic acid ligase activity
Source: RefSeq, a predicted model, not a curated record
UGUCAUGUGUCACAUGGUCCAGGGGCCCGAGGAGAGUCCCUGUAAUGGUGUUUCAUGCAGAAGCUGUUCUGUCCAGAGAGCCAACACUGCAGGCGGUGGGGGAGCGCUAUCACCUGGCUUACAAGAUGGUGCGCACAGACAGCCGCUUGGUACGCAGCAUCCUCUCUUCACACGGCUUCCAGGAGGUCAGUGCGAACAGCAAUGAUUUCAACCUGAUGUGGACGGGAUCUCACAUAAAGCCUCACCUCAUGAGGAGCUUGGCCAGUUUCCAGAAGGUCAACCAUUUCCCAAGGUCCUAUGAACUGACCCGCAAGGAUCGUCUUUACAAGAAUGUUCAGCGAAUGCAGCAGACACAUGGUAUACGGAGCUUCAACCUACUGCCUCAGACUUACCUGUUGCCAGGAGAGUACCAGGACUUCUGUAAUGCCUUUUCUAAGGAUCGUGGCCCCUGGAUUGUGAAGCCGGUGGCGUCAUCACGUGGUCGUGGUGUUUAUUUGGUUAACUCUCCAUCUCAGAUCAGUGUGGAGGAGAACCUCCUGGUGUCUCGGUACAUCAGUAACCCGCUGCUCAUAGAUGGGUUCAAGUUUGAUGUGCGGCUGUAUGUCCUAAUCACCUCCUAUGAUCCAUUGGUCAUAUAUCUGUAUGAAGAAGGACUCACUAGGUUUGCUACUGUGCGGUAUGAUCGGGCUGCCAAGAACAUAAAGAACCAGUUCAUGCAUUUAACAAACUACAGUGUGAAUAAGAGGAGCUCAGACUACGUGAGUUGUGAUGACCCGGAAGUGGAGGAUUAUGGGAAUAAAUGGAGUAUGAGUGCCAUGCUGCGAUAUCUGAAACAGGAAGGGAAAGACACAGCUGCCCUCAUGUCUCAGGUGGAGGAUCUCAUCAUUAAGACAAUCAUCUCAGGAGAGCUUCCAAUAGCCACAGCCUGCAAGUCCUUCCAGGUCCACAGAGGAAACUGCUUUGAGCUCUAUGGGUUUGAUGUGCUGACUGAUGGAAAUCUCAGGCCUUGGCUCCUUGAAGUUAAUCUGUCUCCAUCUCUGGCCUGUGACGCCCCCCUGGAUAUGAAGGUGAAGGCCAGUAUGAUCUCUGACAUGCUGACCCUGGUUGGUGUGGAGUGUCAGGAUCCUCAGCAGAGGCCAGGACAUGACAAGCGGGUCCCUAGACCGCAGCGCCCCCUGUCUGCCAGUGACAUUGACACAGGACUGCAGCUUGUUAGCAGAGAGAAGAAUGGAAGAAGCUGUGUUCUGGGGCUCUCCACGGAGGAGGCAAAGAUCUUACGUGGGCUGCAGGACGAGGAGGCGAGGCGCGGUGGUUUUGUUCGCAUCUUCCCCAGACAUGAUACAUGGACACUGUACGGCUCCUUCCUGGAACAUAAGACCUCUCUGAAUUACAUGCUGGCCAUGCACCUCUUCCCAAACAGAUCGGUUCUAAGUGAUCCUCGACCAACACUACACACCGCUUUGUAUGAACGAAAACUGGUGUCCCUACAGCUACGUAGAGCCAGGCGGCACAGGCUGGCACGUAGAACGGUCUUGCCUCGACCUGCUAACAGCUGUGCAGAGGAGGAAGAAGAUGAAGAUCCAAUUGAAGUUGAGGAACUAGAAGAUGUACAGGAGCAGAACGGCCCCCCAGUGGAUUCACAGACCCCUCCAGCAUCACUUCCUGGGGCCAGCAUCAUGCGGCUCUUACAAGAGGGUGCAAACCUGAGUAAGGUCCAGGCUCGUUUGGCCUUCUCUGGAUAUUUACAGCAGGUGCAAAGUCGAUUACAGAGUGAGCAAGAUACAGAGAGUGUACUGCCAAAAGAUGAGGAGCAGAUGGAGUUGGUGAUGAGGUUUUUGCAGAGAGCGGCCGCUAACUUACAGCAGUCGGUGAGUCUGAACUUGCCGGGGCGAUGUGUGGCCCUCCAGGAGAGACGUCACCUGCUGGCCAAACACCUGGGAGACUUCAUCUGCUUGUAUGACGAGGAGACAAGCCAGCUGGGCAGCGAGGAGUCGGGGGUGAAUGCACUGGAUUUUCAGGCUUUUCUAACAAAGGCCAGUGAGCGGCAGCUGGAGGAGGUCCUAACCUUUUACACCCAUAAAAAUAAAUCUGCCAGUGUAUUCUUGGGGCGCUCACAGAAUAAAGACGCCGGAGGAGGACGGCCAGGUCUGCAGAGAGCCCCUGUGGCCCCAGGACCCUGUGCUCAGCAGGAAGUUGUGCCGCCAUCUUCUGUCCCAGCAGACUCUGGUCACUCCACAGUCUGCGCAGCACAUGGUGCCACGUCACGUCCUCCAUCAGCUGGGAGCUUCCUGCACCUACCGGCCUCCUGCGGGACGCGUCCUCAGUCCUGCACCCUGGGAUCAUUCUCCUCCUUCCGAAGUGCUGCCCAGAUCUACAGUCAGCGACUGACCCGAGCAGGCUCCGCACGGGCAGCCAGUGGGCAGCCAAAUGUCCUGAGGACUCGGUGUCGCUCCGCGGGGGCCGUGAUGGAGCUGGAAGACCCGUAUCACGUGGGAGCAGUUACAGCGUCAUUGCAGCGGCUGGCGGAGAGACAAGCAAGUCGCCAAAGUUCCAGUCACCUGAGGCAGCUGACACAGCAGGUGCCAACGCCAGCGAGAGCUAGGCUACUUUCACACUCGUUUGUCUCCUCAUCACCUCCAACUCCUCACUGA